Perca fluviatilis (European perch) is the source of this 6016-nucleotide messenger RNA. RefSeq names its product MAPK activated protein kinase 5 (gene mapkapk5). Gene Ontology annotation, molecular function: calcium/calmodulin-dependent protein kinase activity; calmodulin binding; mitogen-activated protein kinase binding. The record is from RefSeq and is a predicted model, not a curated record. Gene Ontology annotation, biological process: negative regulation of TOR signaling; protein autophosphorylation; peptidyl-serine phosphorylation. The transcript has 14 exons. Gene Ontology annotation, cellular component: nucleus; cytoplasm. Bases 952 to 2367 code for a protein of 471 amino acids. Lineage: Eukaryota; Metazoa; Chordata; Actinopteri; Perciformes; Percidae.
UUGUAUAUUCCCUCUGACAAGCAGCUAUGGGAUUAGCAAAAUAGUCCAGAGAUGUGUAGCUAGCUAUCUCCUUGGUCACCUCUGAAAACAUUCUUAAUUAACCCUGCCCUUUCCACCACUGAUAUGGUGUUAAUGUUCCAUACGAGCGCUGCUUUUUUAUUACACUGUCUUAAGGAAGAAUGUCAAUAUAUGUGGCUUUAAGUAGAGCUGGAAAACGAACUUGCCCCUGAGCUAACUGGCUAGCCCGUUAGCAGGCUCGGCUCGACGACAUAAUAGGCUACUGUGCUUCUGGGAACACGGUGUGCUCGUCGUGUCAGUUCAACCCAGCGCUAAUCGAGGAUAGUAUCUAUGGUCUACUUUAUCUUUAACGAUUGCCUUUGUUGUGUUAUCAUCUGCCCUGACCGCGGGAUGGAGUGGCACUAGCUUAAGCUUAAUUUGCGAGCAGGCGAGCAAUUUAGCCAGUCCCUGGUGUCUUCGCAGCGUUAGCAGAGCACUGCUCUCAUUGUGCCGGCUAAAAAUACACUUCUUGUCCCAUGCUCAGUGCGCCUCCAAAAGUGGUGGGCUAGUCCACAUUGGACUUCUCUUCGGCUUUUCUGGUCACCUUGCUCCAAAUUUGGCCAUCUACAUGGUCACUACAGUGAAUGUAAGACGACUGGAAGAACGAGUCGGACCCCGAGGUUGUGAGCCCUGCUGGCCUGAUCUAACGUUAACGUUACAUCGUACUGGCUGGUGGGCUUCAGGUCACAAGUGAACGGAAAUUCGGCUUUGGCUGAUCGGUGGCCGAAUAUCAUUUUGCCCCAAUGGCCUUGUAUUGUAAUUAUUGGUAAUAUAACGAGCCUUGGUCCAGCCCAGGGUUAAAGGACCGAAACUUUGUGAAGGUCAGAGAAAAACGCUUUGUGUCUACUGUCUGAGAUUAGGGAGGCAGACUUCAUCUGUCCAGAGCACAGCACCAUGUCGGAGGAUAACAACGCAGACAAGUUCAUCAAGGAGACAUCCAUUCUAGACGAGUACAACAUAAACUGGACACAGAAGUUGGGAGCCGGCAUCAGUGGACCUGUCAGAGUUUGUAUGAAGAAGUCAUCUCAGGAACGCCUGGCCCUAAAGAUCCUCAUUGAUCGCCCCAAGGCCAGGAAUGAGGUGCGUCUCCAUAUGAUGUGUGCCAACCAUCCAAACAUAGUGCAAAUCCUGGAAGUUUACGCCAAUAGUGUUCAGUUCCCGCAUGAGUCCAGCCCGAGAGCGAGACUCCUGAUUGUUAUGGAGAUGAUGGAGGGUGGCGAACUGUUCCACAGAAUCAGUCAGCACAGGCACUUUACUGAAAAGAUGGCCAGCCAGGUCACUAAACAGAUCAGUCAAGCCUUGGAACAUUGUCACUCCCUAAAUAUUGCACAUCGCGACCUGAAGCCAGAGAACCUGCUUUUUAAGGAUAACUCUCUGGAUGCACCUGUGAAGUUGUGUGACUUUGGCUUUGCCAAAAUUGAUCAAGGAGACUUAAUGACCCCUCAGUUCACUCCCUACUAUGUAGCACCUCAGGUACUUGAGGCUCAAAGACGACACCAGAAAGAAAAGUCUGGAAUUAUACCUACCUCACCCACUCCUUAUACCUAUAACAAGAGCUGUGACUUGUGGUCUCUCGGGGUGAUCAUCUACGUGAUGCUGUGUGGCUAUCCUCCGUUCUACUCCAAGCACCACAGUCGCACCAUCCCGAAGGACAUGAGGAAGAAAAUUAUGACUGGCAGCUUUGACUUUCCUGAAGAUGAGUGGAGCCAGAUUUCGGAGAUGGCCAAGGACAUUGUACGCAAGCUGCUGAAGGUGAAGCCAGAGGAGAGGCUGACUAUUGAGGGAGUCUUGUCUCACCCUUGGCUCAACUGCACUGAGGCACUCGACAACGUGCUGCCCUCCGCCCAGAUGAUGAUGGACAAGGCGGUAGUUGCAGGUAUCCAGCAGGCCCAUGCAGAGCAGCUGGCCAACAUGAGAAUUCAGGAUCAUAACGUCGGCCUGAAGCCUCUAAACUCUGUCAACAACCCAAUCCUCAGGAAGCGGAAACUGCUAGGCCCCAAGCCCAGUGACGGUUUCUUCAUUCAUGACCCAGAGAAUGGAGGGGAAGACUCCAACGUAGCUCUGGAAAAAUUACGAGACGUCAUUGCACAGUGUAUACUACCACAAGCUGGAGAGAACGAGGAUGACAAGCUGAAUGAGGUGAUGUAUGAAGCCUGGAGGUUCAACAGAGACUGUAAACUGCUGAGAGACGGCCUGCAGGGGCUUAGCUGGGACGGAAGAUCCUUCUCCGAUAAAGUCGACCGCUUGAAGUUGGCUGAAAUAGUGAAACAGGCCAUCGAAGAGAAGACAAAUCUCCAAGAAUCGAAUUAGCAAACGCUGUCUUUCUAUCUUCUUUUUAUAUUGUUUAUUAUGACCCUUUUUUAACCCAUAUCUGUAAAGAGGCUUUUUUUAUGUAAAAUGAUGCGCUAAUUGUUUUUUUUUUUUUUUUUUUUUUUUUCAUGAAUUCACUUGCAAGACCUAUUGUACAGCUGUAGAUAUAUUUCAAAGAGGACUCAUUGGUACUAUACUUUUUUUUUUUUUUUAAAUGGACACUUGCAACGAACAUUGAAAAAAACUAUAUUUUCAUUUUUGCAAAAAAGAGAAAAGAAAAGAGAAAAUCAGUUAAAGUAAUUAUUUUCUGGGAGGGGAUUUUGUCCAAGGCGUCACGUGUUUUAUCCCAGUUAUUUCAUUUUAUUCUGUUUUCUUUUAACCAUCCUAAGACUUUUAUUUAUUUAAACAAAGAGUUCCAUUAUUUUAUACUUUACUUGUAGCCUGCCAGUGGACUCUAGUUGAGAGAAGCUGUCUACGAUGUGAUUUUGUUCUUUUACACAAACUCUUGAUUCUCAGACUGCAUUUACAUUAUAUGAAUCGUUGUUUUUUUUUUGUAACUUUCCCUUGACCUUUUUGUUGUGUAGAGUUCAAGGCAGAGUGGAAAUUGAUGUAAAAAGAAAGUGUCAUGAAAUAGACAAAUGCAGCCCCAAAUUCAUCUCGUCACAACCCCUUUUUUGAAGCUGAUUUUGAAGCCGACUGAACAGUCAUGAACACUAUGGCUAAUUUAGAUCAAUGUGUUUUGACAAAAAAAAUCUUAAGGUCCACUUACUAGCUUUUUUUCUUGGAGCUUUUAACUGUCUUUCAGUCUUCUUUAGAAGAUGCCGUGUUCCCAGAUAGGGUUGAAAGCUCCAGUUGAGUUAAAACUUUGUCAAUCUGUUUCUCAACUAGAUCCAUGAAGGUUUCACACACUCUUGAGUUCAACUCAUACAUAUGAAGUGCUGAUACUGCUUGUCAGCUCCUGAAGUUUGUGUCUGGCAACUAAAAUGAAGUUAAUUAUUUUAUAUAAAGGCAUUUUUUAUACAUCUUCCCAUAUCUGAUUCUGACAGGUCUUAAGUUCAGUCUUCGGUUAAAGUUGUUGAUCUGUGGAACUGGCGCAACAUGAGCUGCUUUGAUGUAAAGUUGUAUCUACUGGAAUUCAGACCAGAGUCAGUUAAUAUUUAAGUCCUUUUAAAGCAAAAGUGGUUGCUACUUAAACCAACACUGGGCAUUUUUGGUGCAAUGUAGUCGAUGUCUUUAUGCCAGAAAAGAUCAAAAGAAGGGUUUCAGCCUCCACUAGCAGCAUCAAACUUGCAGUGCUACUGAAUGUGCAAUAGGGCAAUCAUUUAAUUAUGUAUUCAUAGUGUAUGCAUGUACAUGGUAGUGAAAAAAAGAUAUCAAGUAUCAAUUGUCAUUACAAUGGUCUGAAUACCAGCAAAUGCUCCCUCCCUUCGCUCAUCCUCAUCCUUUAUUUUGUUAUUUAUACUUGAUUAGCCGAAAACAGGGCUUAGAUGGCUGAAAGUGCAAGUUCUCUUGUUGAGUGCCUGAUUAUAUCUGUAAUAAUGUAAUUUGUUUGUUCAUGAAGUUCAUGAAAUUCCCCUUUGAUGAGGUCUUGGCUUUAAGCAGAACAUAUUUUCAUGUCCCGAUUAAUGCAUUAACCAUGUGUUUUUUACCUUAAUGAAAAGAUAUAUAAUAUUCUGAGUAAUUAGCAAACAUUGGUGCAAUAUAUUGUUGCUGUCCAGUGACAAACUUGUAUCUCCAAUUUUGAGAUAAACUAAAGGAUCAGGUGUUCCUUUGUUGGUUGAGAAAACUUUCUUACGCUUAAUAAACCAUUUAAAAACGUAUUGCAUUAUCAGUAAAAUGCCUUGUCACACAGAUAAAAACAUGGCUGUUUUUCUUAGCUCACAAAUGAAUUGACAUUUUGGAGACCGGACAGUGAUAUGUAUGCUGAAUUUUUCACACCAUUUGUAACUGUCAUGAAGGAAAGAGUCUGUAUUAUUUAAGUUUGGCUUUAAAACAAAAAUGUGAGCAAAAGCAAUCAUUACUGACAUGAUUCUGAGAGAUCAUUUUGACUGUCUUGAUGGUUUGUCAGACAGUCUACCUUAAAAGCUUAACGAUAACCACAGCUUGUGUUUGAAAAGGCCUUAAUAUUACAUGGCUAUUUUUACACUCAAAUGUAAAAUGUGGGCAGUAUCUUCAUCCUUUACUGCUCAGUAUAAAUUACAGGAUAAAGGGGAAACUCUAAAUCAUUUAAUUAGUGAUUGAUACUUAUCCUUUUGGCUGUGAUUUGCUUGUUUUCAUUCCACAAAUCGGUGUAUUGGUUUGGCAAAAUUUUGUUGAUGUUAAUUUAUUAUAGUUAUAAUUUUUGGGGGAAAUGAUGUCCUCUAAAAAGGAAGAGUUUCAGUGCUGGUGUCUUAUAUUUAACGGGAAAAUAUGAGAGUGGCAUCAAUCUUCCCAUCUACGCUGCGAAGCUAAUCGUAUUCCCCAAAAUGUCGAACUUUUGCUUUAAUAUGCAGCAGUCAAGUUAGAUUUUUUUGGUUUAAUGUUGGAUCAUACAUCAAACGAAAAGUAUUGCAGAAUCCGCAGAGCCUCUCACUAGAAGUUAAACCUAUUGCUGCCGUUUUGUUUUACUUUGACCUUUUUGUGUGUGUGUGUGUGUGUGUGUGUGUGUGUGUGUGUGUGUGUGUGUGUGUGUGUGUGUGUGUGUGUGUGUGUGUGUGUGUGUGUGUGUGUGUGUGUGUGUGUGUGUGUGUGUGUGUGUGUGUGUGUGUGUGUGUGUGUGUGUGUGUGUGUGCUUCCUUUAAGUCUCCUCCCCCACCCACUAUAACAGAAUGUAUAUCAUCUGCUACCUGAGUGAGCAUUAUCGUUGAAGGCUAGUGUAUUUAUUAGCAUCUACUGUAAAGUCAAGGAAUGUAUUUGGAUAUUGAUACUUCUAACAAUGAAAACCCUAAGGGAAAAAUACAGUCAUACUCAGACACCUGCUGCUGUUCAGUGCUCAAUCUGAAUAAGUGUUACUACAAAUCCCAGAGGGGCAGUGUGUUUUAAGAUGCUACCUCCCUCCCUCCCUCCCCAGCAUUGCUGCUGCAGGAGGUCCUCAGAACGACAUUCAGGCUAACGCAGCUUUAGACAUAUUUCACAAAUAUUUAAUAGCUUCCACUAGUCACUUCCACUCUCUCAUCUGCUCAGUAAAGUGAGACAAGAUUUCUCAUUUUAUACAAGGAAACAUUUCUUGUUCCCUACAUAGAUGCUGACUGAGGAUAAAUAGCAAAACUGUCCUUUUUUUUUUUUAAAUACCAGCUCAUUAAAAAUGUCCUGAAAGGGUUUAGUCAGCACUUACUACUCUUGAUAAAUACCAGUUGCUUCCGUUUCCUCUGCUGUAUGUGUACUUGUAAAUUAUGGAGAGGUGGGUUUUAUAUAUUUUGAGCCAUUCCUGUUUGUGUUAAAUCAGGAAGAAAUGUCAAGGAAAGGAAUCAUUUCAAAGUUUGGAGCCUUUUUUCUGCUUUUAAUAGUCUCUUUUUUUCUCUGGCCUGACAGUUAUGUAGCAUGUAACUGAAUCUCUCAUGAAAGACUUGCUGUAUUUUUGUCUACACAUCUUUUUCUUUGCCGAUUCUGUCUUCUUUGGAACAUCGUCAACAGGCUGACUUUGAAAUAAAGGAAUUCUUUGACUUUUGAA